GAAUGAAUCAAAUGCUUUCCUAAAAAAAGAAGGGCAAAAAUUCAAAUGUCCCAACAAAUAAGCUUUCAUUUUCAAAGGAAUUAUAUACAACGGCUGAAGAGGUGCUGGAUGGCUGUAGGCUGAUGCAUUCCGUUAUAUGAAGUUCAACUUGCUUCUUUUUUUUCCGUUGGUGUCCUCCUGUCUUUAGAAUCUCUCUAACUUUUAAGUUCACGUCUGCUAUUCUUGCUAACACUCCACUGUUUCUCAACGCUAUUUCUCUCAAUUCUGAACUCUGCCUUCCUUUGAGAAAAUGGAACAGUGGUUCUUUUUUAGCAGAGAUUCUGGCUGGGAAGAUCGAGGGAAGAGGCUGCUGAAUCGUUCAAGGCAGUUCAAAGUGGACUACAUGAGACUUUGUGUGGCUGUCCAGCACAAAGACUCUAGCAAACUGAUUGCUGAAUUCCGAAGUCUACGACAACAACAAAUUUUCAUCAACAUCAAGAGUUGUUUGGGGCGUGAGGUAGAUGGGUCAAAUGUGCAAUCUUCUGUUGGAGCACACUCGAUGCUGAAGGUGAGGGAUUUGCAUGAGGAUGAAGAUGGUAUGGAAUCAAAUGAUGAAUGAUGCAUACCCAUGACUGACUUGAGCUUCUCCUAGUAAUAGUGAUAAACAAUCUUUUGCUUUGUGAACAUGAUGUUCAACAUUUUGCUACUUAAUUAUCAAACUCAUGUCUCUGUCAAAGAGUAUUUAACAUAGCUACUUUACAUGCUUUUAACCAACUUAAGUUGUUUGGUUUGGUUUGUAAUGGAUUUGAUGUUGGGGUCAACAUUUGUUUCACUUUUGUAUGUAAUUAUAAUUAAAUGGGCAG
This is a messenger RNA of Cuscuta europaea, 842 nucleotides long. The record is from the annotation of a GenBank genome assembly. NCBI's taxonomy places the organism in Eukaryota, Viridiplantae, Streptophyta, Magnoliopsida, Solanales, Convolvulaceae.